This is a messenger RNA of Leptopilina heterotoma, 668 nucleotides long. Its product is annotated as retinol dehydrogenase 13-like. Lineage: Eukaryota; Metazoa; Arthropoda; Insecta; Hymenoptera; Figitidae. The coding region runs from base 38 to 511 and encodes 157 amino acids. The record is from RefSeq and is a predicted model, not a curated record. The transcript is spliced from 5 exons.
UUACAUAUAUUUAUAAGGCUCCAUUCUCCAUAUCAUUAUGAAGAAUGAAAUUUUGUGGAUAAUAGUGGCAUGCAUUUGUUGCAUUGCAGUAUUGUUAACCCUAUUCAAAAUAUACAAUAAAUUAACCGUAGGAGUAUGUAAAAGUGAUAAGAGAUUGGAUGAACAAGUCAUAAUUGUCACCGGCGCUAAUACAGGCAUUGGUAAGGAGACAGCUUUAGAUUUUGCGAGAAGAGGAGCAAAAGUUAUUUUAGCGUGUAGGGAUCUAGUAAAAGCUCACAAGGCGAAAGAAGAAAUAGUGGAAAUUACGAAAAAUAGAAAUGUGGUGGUUCGACACUUGGAUUUAGCCUCUUUGAAGAGUGUCAGAAAAUUUGCAAGCGAAAUAAUUGACACAGAAAGCAGAUUAGAUGUUUUGGUUAAUAAUGCAGGCGUGGGGACAAAAUGCUUGACGAGAAAACCGAGGAUGGUCUCGAUUUGUGUUUACAAGUCAAUCACUAUGGACACUUUUUACUGACAAAUUUAUUAAUUGGUUUACUAAAAAAGUCAGCCUAGUCGAAUUGUCCACGUAUCCUCAAUAUUGCACAUAUUUGGAUCCUUAGAUUUUAAUAAUAUGAAUUUUGAUAAUACACCUUUUUAUUUUAUUGUUAGAUAUUUUAGAAUUCUUUUUGUAU